Diaporthe amygdali is the source of this 2139-nucleotide messenger RNA. RefSeq lists its product as uncharacterized. Lineage: Eukaryota; Fungi; Ascomycota; Sordariomycetes; Diaporthales; Diaporthaceae. The transcript has 3 exons. Bases 1 to 2139 code for a protein of 712 amino acids. The record is from RefSeq and is a predicted model, not a curated record.
AUGUACAGAUCAUCACACCACACGACCCCUUCCUUCCACGGCCUGGCCGGACUGUCGGGAUAUUCCCGUCCUCGCGACAAGACGCCGUCUGAACUCGACCCCACCUGUUCCAUCAUUCAGCAAUACUACAUUCCGACGACCACCACCAAGCCUGGCAGUCCCAAGCUGACUGUCUCGUCCAGCUUCAAGGACUUCCGCUCCUCCAUCUACGCCUCAAGGACCACCCGCUCCCCAACAUCUCCCAAAUCAGACAGGUCCAUGGCCUCCUCAUCCGGCGGCAGAGCCCAAGGUGGCGCCGCAUCUCAAGCAGGUACACCCUCUCUCUCGGCCAAGGCCACUACCGACCCAGUCCUCCGCAAUACCCUGCGGUACACCAUCUCGGCACGCGAAUAUGCCCUCCUCCAUCGAUAUGUCUUGUCAAAGUCACGACAGCUCAAGAAGCGCGUGCCAACGGUCGAGACCGUCAACCGUAUCAUGAACGGCGAUGCGGGAGGCAAAAGCAGCUCCAAGAAGGGCAAGGCGAAAGCAGAGGACAGUACAGCUUCCAUAGACAUGAGCGUCGCAGAUGUGGGGAGCACGAGCGCAGGGGCGAACGCUGGAGCUGGCGCCAUCCUGGGCGCGGACGACUACAACGCGCGCGCCGUGCGGCACUCCGUCCGAAUAUUUGCCACCACGGCUGUUGCUCUGAAGGCUUGGGGCGUGAUCGCGACGAGGUUUAUGGGCCAGAAGCAGGACCCGAAGCUGAAGAAGCAGCCGCUGCACAAGUCGCCCGUCUUCCGCCUGUCGCUGUCGCUGAGCAGCAUCCUGCUGCUGUAUAGGCUUCUGUUCCGCUUCUUCACCAGGUUGCGGCUGCACAUCCUCGACGACUCUGCGGAGCCGUUCCGGAAGAGGAACCCUAGGACUGCGAAUACGCUGACGUCGCCGUACGCGCCUGCUAUUGGCGCGUCCCUGGCUGGCUUGGCCCUGGGUGUGUAUCCGGCCGAACAGCUUCGUGUUACUAUCGCUAUCUACGCUAUGUUUCGGGCGCUAGAAUUUAGUUGGAAUUUUGCCGAAGAUGGAGGAUUGGUGUGGGGAAGAGAAAAGAAUGGUCGGAUGAAGAAGAGACCGUGGUGGUUCGGCAGCUGGUUGCUUCAGCCUUUCGCAUUUGGCCAGCUUCUGCACUCCUUUGUCUUUGACCAGGACUGCUUUCCUACGGCCUACGGCGACUUCAUUAUGAAGAACUCGUCGGCAUACCUGCACCCGCGACCCAAGGACUAUCCUGCGGGCUUGAAGUGGCCGAGCACGCGGGAGGUGGUCGACAGUAUGGCUCAGAUGGCUCGGCUCAAUUGGCCGCCCUAUGUCUCACCAACUCUCUUCCCAAACAAGGAAGACACCCUUCCGCCAUCCCUCACGAGCGUUGCUCCUCUCUCGGCCCCAGCACACCCUCUUAUCACAGCACUUAGCUGCGCGACCUUGCACCCGCAAGACCCGUCAUGCAGCCGCACAUUCCUUACCUUCUGGCUGCGGUCCUUCCCGCCCCUGACACGCUUCUUCCUGCUCGUCUACUCCGCCUUCUUGGUGCCGCGGUACAAGGCCCUUUACAACUUCCCCUUCACGACGCUUAACAAGCUCGUGAUAAACGCCCUGCGCAUGAGCGCUUUCGUCACGGGCUCCAUCUCCUCGGCCUGGGCCUCCAUCUGCUUCUUCCAGACGUGGCUGCCGCGGUCCUUCCUCGCGACGCAGCGCUUCUUCCUCGGCGGGUUCCUGGCCGGGUUCUGGGCGUGGGUCGAGCGCCGGCACGGCCGCGGCGUGUUCCUGUACUCGGCGCGCGUCAGCGUCGACAGCCUGUGGAAGGUCGGCGUCAAGCGGCGCUGGUGGAAGGCCAUGAAGGCCGGCGACGUGUGGGUGUUCGUGCUGGCGGUCAUGCUCACGGGCGUCGUGUACGAGCGGGACGCCCGCGCCGUCAGGGAGGACAGCUGGCGCAAGGGCAUCAGCUGGAUCCGGGGCCAGGGGUUCCGCGACUGGGCCAUCGAGGAGGAUGAGGAGGAUGAGGAUGUGAUCAGUGACGACGGGGUGGAGGGCGCGGAGGGCGAGACGGAGAACGAGGACGACGACGCCGAGUUCGUCGAGAGCGUCGAGUUUGUGCAGCGUGCUGGCUAG